AUGACCGCCCGCUUGGUCUUGGUCAUCGGUGACCUGUUCAUCCCCGACCGAGCCCCUGACCUUCCGGCCAAGUUCCGGAAGCUCCUCACACCUGGAAAGAUUGGUCAGAUCCUCUGUUUGGGUAAUCUCACCGACCGCGAGACCUAUGACUUCCUCCGCCAGGUAGCCCCCGACCUGCAGAUGGUCAAAGGUGACUUCGAUGUCGACUCCCCGAAUCUCCCCCUCUCCAAGAUUGUCAACCAUGGCAGCUUGCGCAUUGGCUUCACACACGGUCACACCAUCAUCCCGCCGGGGGACGCAGAUGCGCUACUGAUCGCAGCCCGGCAAAUGGAUGUUGAUAUCUUGCUUUGGGGUGGCACCCAUCGCUUCGAGGCGUUUGAAAUGGAAGGUCGCUUCUUCAUCAAUCCUGGCAGUGCAACUGGCGCCAUGAGCUCUGGGUUCACCCCUGAAGGAGAUGAGCCUACGCCGAGCUUCUGCUUGAUGGAUAUUCAAGGAGACGUGCUCGUGCUGUAUGUUUACCAGCUGAAGACGGACGCCAAUGGAGUUGAGAACGUGUCAGUCGAGAAGGUUUCCUACCGCAAGAACCACGCUCCUGCUCCUACCCCUGCUGCUGCCGGUGUGCCUGCACCUGCAUCUUGA
Molecule: messenger RNA, 639 nt
Organism: Penicillium maclennaniae
Lineage: Eukaryota; Fungi; Ascomycota; Eurotiomycetes; Eurotiales; Aspergillaceae
Product: vacuolar protein sorting-associated protein 29
Exons: 4
Coding region: 1-639 (212 amino acids)
Biological process (GO): intracellular protein transport; retrograde transport, endosome to Golgi
Cellular component (GO): endosome; retromer complex
Source: RefSeq, a predicted model, not a curated record